Messenger RNA from Exophiala spinifera, 525 nucleotides. RefSeq lists its product as uncharacterized. The record is from RefSeq and is a predicted model, not a curated record. The coding region runs from base 1 to 525 and encodes 174 amino acids. The transcript has a single exon. Lineage: Eukaryota; Fungi; Ascomycota; Eurotiomycetes; Chaetothyriales; Herpotrichiellaceae.
AUGGCCAGCACUCAGAAGACCCUUAUGACGCCACCACCAAAGCAACAUAAGUUGCUCCCGAUGGCCGCCGCCAGCACAACAACGCCAGCACCAAAGCUGGCCAGAAAGACCCGACCACCACCAUCAUUGUUCGUCAAGGACAAGAAGAAGCCCGCCAACGCUCAGAUUGGGAUCUUUGACAAGCCCAACCAAUCCGACUUGGAGCGGGGGUUCAUCGAAGGAGGUCCAGUGACCUCAAUUGAGAGGCCCUACUUGGUACUUCUUGAGUGCCGAAGGGGCUUCACCAAGAAGGACAUGGUGCUUGGCUUGAAGACUCGACCGAAGGCGACCAUUAUACCAAUCGCCAAAGACGCCAAGACCAUCAGCCAGGAGGGAAGGAUGAAGGAGCUUCUUGCCAUCACAAAGGCAGAGAAGGAGCAACGAGAGGGGGGGAAGAAGAGAAGGAGGGAGGAGGAGGAGGACGUCAAAAAGGAGGCUGGGAAGCAGCAGGGAAGGCCGAAGAAGUUGUUCAAGGCCAGGAAGUGA